UUUAAAAGGACGCCCUUUAUUUAAAAAACUGCCAUUGCAUUUUUUUUAAACAAUUUCCUAUAGUUUUCUGAUCAUUAAUUAAACUUUUAAUCAUAUGUUUAAAAAGAAUUAGAAAAAAUAUUAAUUUUAGGGUUAUAUGGGUUAAAAACGGUAAAAGAUGUGGUGGACGAAAAAAUUAUUUUUGGUGGUCUGGUAUUGAUACCACAAUUAGCAAUGAUGUAACCGGCAAUUGGCAAGGGAACUUCUGUAUUUUGAGCAACGUAACAUGCCCAGCCCAACGCCAACACCAAUUUCGCGAAGAAAACUUGCGGCGUCGAAAAGGCCUCGGGCUGUAAUUGAAUUGAGCGACGACGAUGACGAUAUGAUGCGCGUUAGUAAGAGAGAUAACGCUUUUUCUUUUUUCAACUUCUUCAAUGUUAUUACGAAAAAAUAUAUUUUUAGUAAAACCGCAAAACCAGCAACCUGAAGCUAUUAAGUCGACUACAACAUUGCAAAGAGGCGGUGGAGCCGAGGAAGUACCAAACUAUCAAAAUCCUCAACCGUCGACAUCACGACAAAACGAUGUAUUCAAUGACAAUGAGUUAGCUGAAUUAUUCAGAAUACUGGAUGAGUCAAUAGCAUUGCAAAAUGGUGAAGGCGGUGCUGGAGACGGUGGAGAAUUACUCCAAAUUGUGAGAAAUAACCAGGCAGUAGUAACGACUCCUCAACAAAACGAAAUGUGUUGAAGUGUUGGCCUACGUUGGUCAAAGUUGUAUGGGAGACGACAUGGGUCGGCGUUAUGAUUGAAAACGAAGAGUUUCCUGACAAACCCAUUGGCAUCAGGUUCAGGAAGUACAACGGUGGAAAUUUCGAGCAUAUUGAUUUAUUUCAAAAAUAUUUAAACCAGUAUACGAUCGUUGUAUAUAAUAGUCGAGACGAACGUUAAAAGUUGCCUACUUACAAUUUAAUUUUUGCUUUGUAUCUAACAAUUAAGAACAGUUAACAAAAAUCUAAAAUAUCUCAAG
Molecule: messenger RNA, 1004 nt
Organism: Tribolium castaneum (red flour beetle)
Lineage: Eukaryota; Metazoa; Arthropoda; Insecta; Coleoptera; Tenebrionidae
Exons: 6
Coding region: 414-725 (103 amino acids)
Source: RefSeq, a predicted model, not a curated record